Messenger RNA from Myotis lucifugus (little brown bat), 1123 nucleotides. It is a transcript of the gene CXCL13, whose product is annotated as C-X-C motif chemokine ligand 13. The record is from RefSeq and is a predicted model, not a curated record. Gene Ontology annotation, biological process: inflammatory response; neutrophil chemotaxis; chemokine-mediated signaling pathway. Bases 37 to 360 code for a protein of 107 amino acids. The transcript is spliced from 4 exons. Gene Ontology annotation, molecular function: chemokine activity; CXCR chemokine receptor binding. Gene Ontology annotation, cellular component: extracellular region. Lineage: Eukaryota; Metazoa; Chordata; Mammalia; Chiroptera; Vespertilionidae.
CUCAGAGCUGAAGUCUGAACUCCACCUUCAGGCAGAAUGAGGUUCAUCCCCGGAUGUCUGCUUCUCCUGCUGCUGGUCAGCAGCCUCUCUCCAGCCCACGGUGUUCUGGAGACCUUGAACACGUCCUCUAAGUGUAGAUGCAUGAAAUCGGUUUCAUCCCUAAAGAGGCGCAACAUGAUUUCCCAGCUUGCAGCCUAUGCGCCUGGGGAUGGUUGCCCACACAUGGAAGUCAUAGUCUGGUUGAAGAAUAGGUCGGUUCUAUGCUUGAAUCCUAAAUCCAAGUGGACACAAAAUCUGUUGGUAGAUUUACAGAGAUCCCAAGAGAAAGGGGGUCCGCAUACUAAACACAAGAAGCCCUGAUGCCAAUAUCCCAGCAAGGACACCUGCAUCCCUCCUCAUUCCUGCUCUGGGUUCAGUUUUAUGAUCAGUUGAAUCUUUUUUAAAUUUUUAUUUUAAAGAGCUUCCCCAUACAAGCAAGCAUGAAAAUACAUGUAAAAGUCACCCUUUGGAGGCUGAAAUGGCAAACUUAAACUUUUUGAAUAAAGAAGCCGACAUACAUGGAGUUUGCAUUCUUACUCAUCAGGGAGGAAAGUUCCAUUUAAGUGUCUUUUACUAAUAUCCCUAUUGUUGAAUGCUAAAUUUUCCUAGAAAAAUAAAGGAAUUGAAAUUUAAACCUCAGACCUGAACAUCUGGCUUGAAGUGAGGGAGUGCUUUUCAAUCAUUUUGUGCCCAAGGAAAAGCAGGCUUCCAUAAGAGACUGUAAAAGCUGCCUGGGAAACCCACAAAACCAGCCUGGCAAAGGACAGGGGGUCCACAUAGUAGACAGCUUCCAUUCAAAAGUUCACUAGUAAGAGGAAUGGGGUCUUUUUCCUACUUUUAAUGAGUUCCCUUAUAGGAGUUACCAUCACAGAUAAAAACUAGUAACAUUCAAAGAUCCCCAAGACCUAAAUUCAUAGCAUAUUCUGGAAAGGCAUUUAUAGGGUGAUAUUUAGAUGUAUUCUUUUAUAUGUUUGCUUUGACAAAUGUUUUUACUCCCAUCUUUUGCACCGAAAUGUUGUUGUUGGUCUCUGGUAUUCAAUUCUAUAAUGCUUCUUAUUAGUCUAAUGCUAUUCAAUAAACUUGA